AGGGAGAGAUCCAUGUGACGACUUCGUGGACCAAUCAGCGCUCAGCUUUCGCAUGCCCCUUCACAGGUUUGGACUAUUUAAUUCCUUUCGUUUCCGUCAUCUUCUCGCACAACGAAAUUACCAGCUGAUUCGGGUAUACUAUCUCCAUACGGAUCCAUUUCCAUUAUCGCCUCCACUUAAUCCCUGCCUCUAACCUUAUAAUUUCGAGUUUUUGGUUCGGUAAUGGCGUCUGAAGAGCAGCUAGUGGCGGUCGAGGCAGCUGCCGCCGAUCCGGUCUCGGUCGAACCGGCGGAGGAAAAUCCGGCUCCCAAGGCCGGGAAGGCGAAGAAAGAGCCGAAGGCGAAGAAACCGGCUGCUCCGAGAAAGCCUAGAAAUCCCCCUGCUCAUCCUCCGUACAUAGAGAUGAUUACAGAGGCGAUUGUGGUGUUGAAAGAGAAGACAGGGUCCAGCCAGUACGCGAUCACGAAGUUCAUUGAGGAAAAGCAGAAGCACUUGCCUCCCAACUUCAAGAAGCUCCUGUUAUUUCAUUUGAAGAAGCUCGUGGCUGCCGGAAAACUCGUGAAGGUGAAAGGAUCAUUUAAGCUUCCGGCUGCUCGGUCACCGGCGGUGAAGCCAGCAGUUACUGGUGCGGCGAAGAAGAAGCCGGCAGUAGCAACAAAAGCAAAGUCUGCAAAGGCAUCGAAAGAGACAAAGGCGAAGGCUCCAGCCAAAACAAAGAAGGCCAAAGCUGCUGCGAAGCCCAAGCCGGCUGCAAAGUCAAAGUCGAAGCCGGCUGCCAAGCCCAAAGCUGCCCCUGCUAAGACAAAAGCUGCUGCAAAACCAAAACCUGCAGCAAAGCCAAAAGCGGUGGCAAAGCCAAAGGCAAAGCCAAAGGAGAAGCCGGCUAAAGCAUCGAGAACCUCAGCCAGGACUUCGCCGGGAAAGAAAGUUGCAGCUCCGAAGCCUGCUGCAAAGAAAGCACCGGCUAAGGCAGCUUCUUCAAAGAGCGCGAAGCCCAAGAGUGUGAAAUCUCCGGCCAAAAAAGCGACAACGGCAAAAAAAGCAUCGGCAAAGAAAGGGAAGAAGUGAGGGAACGGCGUUUGUAGGGGUAGCUUCUGUAAAUUUGCUGAUCUUUGUGGUUGUAUUUGGAGUUAUUUGCCCAUAGAAAAAGAUAUAACAUGGGAUUUUACUUAAAUCUUUUUUGAGUUCCUGUUCUAUUUUCUCCUUGUUUAGUGAUUGAAACAAUGUUAGAUGUACUGUUCAGUUCAGCGGAUUUCCAGAUGAAAUAGAACUGAUGUACUCAUUGAGCAUAUCUUAGCAAUCUCCUCGACUCUAUUGUUAACCGAAUGAGAAUUCUUCUUUUAUUUGCAAA
Molecule: messenger RNA, 1351 nt
Organism: Malania oleifera
Lineage: Eukaryota; Viridiplantae; Streptophyta; Magnoliopsida; Santalales; Ximeniaceae
Product: histone H1-like
Exons: 2
Coding region: 223-1068 (281 amino acids)
Biological process (GO): nucleosome assembly; negative regulation of DNA recombination; chromosome condensation
Cellular component (GO): nucleosome; nucleus
Molecular function (GO): structural constituent of chromatin; nucleosomal DNA binding; double-stranded DNA binding
Source: RefSeq, a predicted model, not a curated record